GUCUAGUGUGAUACUAGCUACGCUACAUCUAUAUAUUCACGACUUACGAGCUCUUCAAUCUCGCUGCUACAUCAUAUAAAGACUUGUUUUACAAUCGCUUGCAUCUUACGGCUCGCGCAUUGUUUGCCUCGCCAACACCGUGUAGCGGCGCAGAGAGUCUCAUCAAUUAGAGCUUCCAUAAAGCUGCCAUAGGCCCAAAUACAUUCUUCAUUACCAGGCUCCAUGUCUGCAUCCACAUCUCGACCCCAGGAUAGCUCAAUUUUGGGCGAGUCCUGGGUGGUAGCUGCACCUCACGAGGGGAACGAGCAACAAGCCAAACAUCAGCCAUCUGAAUCUGCAGGCCGGACACCUCGACCAGCUAGGAAGCGCGACUACGGAUCCGAAUCGAUGGCUACCUCCACCUCGUCUACCUCAGGGCCAGAGCUAAUCAUGCCGUCGGUAUACGAGGCUCCUAUCUCAGAAGGUUCCUGGGUUGCGCCAACCACAAGGUCCAAGCGCGCUCUCAGACAUAGACCCCAGAAGUCCUCCAAGCGAUCAAAGCAGGAAGAAAAACAGCAAUCUCCUUCGUCCACAAAAGUGGAAAUGGCGCCAGCCUCAACUCAAAGUUCCCCUCAACCAAAAGCAAACCAGCACCGCGCAUGGACGUUCUCAAACAUACCAUUCCAGUCAAUUCUACGCACAAUACUCAACGCUAUUCUCAUUGCAGCCAUCUCUCAUAUGCUCAUCCUCCCCGAAGUUGUCCAACAGUACCAGACCCUCUGCUCUUUAGAGACAAUAGCAACCCUAUACCCAGCUAGUUGCAUCCCGCCUUACCCCCAACCCCGCCACCACCAACCAGCCGCCGGGGAGACCGUCGCAUCCUCACAAUCCCGCCUCGAGUCCCUCUUCAACACCACCCUUCAAGAAGCAGAACCUCUGGCCAGCACAUUGAAGCAAAGCGAGUCCAAGCUGCGCGAUGUCCACCAAGAACUCAGGAAAGCCUACCCAGGUACCAAACAUGAACUCUACCUCGAGUUCACCGGCUGCUUACAAGCCACCCGCACCGCCGCAAGCAAAUUCGACUCGCUCCGAGCCGACAUCCGUUCAGCAGUGGAUAGCCUGAUCGCCAGCGGCGAUGCCCAGGCGCUUUCUCACGACGCGCGUCUCUCCACCCAAAUGGCCCGACGCGAACGGUACCUCGAACAACUCACCUCGCGCAUGCAGUCCAAGGCCGACUCUCUCUCCAAUGACCUUGCCACCCUAGACGACCACCUCGAAUCGAUCGAAAGCAUCGUAGCCCGCGAAUCGAAGCAAUCUCCCACCGCGCCCGGUGCACCGCCCAAUCCGGGAGGCAAGUCAGACCAGCCUCCUCGUUUGCGUACAUUCGUCGACUCCCUCUUGGGCGUUAACCGCCCCCGUCCAAUCAACGCAGAGGAAAGCGCCAUUCCCAGCCACGAGACCUCACUAGUCACGAUUUUCCGAGAUGCGGCCACCAAUCAUCGCCCCGUGAUCCGUGUAGUCCGAAACCUGUCGAAUCAGCUCCAGUCUCUGCGACAAAGGAAGACUAUUGCUAUCUGAGCGUACGGGGUAUACUAUCGAAAUUUGAUGUGAGACAUGCAUAUGGGACGACUGGACUGACCUUGGGACUUGGGAAGAUAAGCAUUCGGCGUUUAGGCGGGCUGUGUUUUACAUGGCACGUGGGUUUAAUGUUACACAAUGUUUACUGUCAGGAACAGGCUACCCCAUACCGAGCCAGACAUGUGACAGCGCUAGGAACUGAUCGAUUGAAUGGGUAUUAUUAAAUUUAUGAGCUAAAUAAAGCCCUGGAUUUUGUCCAGCAAAUGAACGUCCGGGAACAGACAAAAGACCCU
Aspergillus ibericus CBS 121593 is the source of this 1850-nucleotide messenger RNA. RefSeq lists its product as uncharacterized. The record is from RefSeq and is a predicted model, not a curated record. The transcript is spliced from 2 exons. The coding region runs from base 223 to 1557 and encodes 444 amino acids. NCBI's taxonomy places the organism in Eukaryota, Fungi, Ascomycota, Eurotiomycetes, Eurotiales, Aspergillaceae.